AUGGUUUCUGAAAGAUGGCCAGCAUUGCUAACUGCUAUUCGAAGCACCCUGACUGUGGCUGAUUUAGUGAUUCUUAAGAGCAGAUACAGCACCUUUCUGGAUGACUGGAUUAGACAGGUCUUAGUGAAGGCCACUAUGUUCAGCUUAAAGAAAGGGCCUAGAGGACUUUUUGAGCAGUUGAACAGAUUUGCAGGCUUUGGUAUUGGCCUUGCAAGCCUAUUUACAGAAAAUGUGUUGGCACAUCCUUGCAUUGUUCUACGUCGCCAGUGUCAGGUUAACUAUCAUGCUCGGAAUUAUCAUCUCACUCCAUUUACUAUUGUGAAUAUUAUGUACAGUAUCAAUAAGACUCAGGGUCCAAGAGCUCUCUGGAAAGGAAUGGGCAGCACUUUCAUUGUUCAGGGCAUAACCCUGGGAACAGAAGGCAUCAUCAGUGAAUUUACACCUUUGCCAAGGGAGCUUUCACAUAAAUGGAACCUGAAGCAGAUAGGUGGACACCUUCUGCUUAAAGGUUUAACACAUGUGAUAGCAAUGCCUUUUUAUUCGGCCAGCCUGAUUGAAACUGUACAGAGCGAAAUAAUUCGAGAUAAUCCUGGCAUCUUGGAUUGCGUGAAAGAAGGAAUUGGCAGAGUUGUAGGCAUGGGAGUACCCCAUAGCAAGCGUCUCCUUCCUCUGAUGGUCUUGACUUUUCCAACUGCUCUACAUGGAGUUCUUCACUAUGUCAUCAGUUCUAUUGUCCAGAAGCUUGUUUUGUUUGUUCUGAAAAGGGAUAAUUCCCACAAUCUUCCAACUGAGAGCUCUUCUUCUGUGCAGAGCAUGCUGGAUGCAUAUUUUCCAGAACUUAUUGCUAGCUUUGCAGCUAGCCUUUGUGCUGAUGUCAUGCUCUACCCACUGGAGACCAUUUUACACCGCCUUCAUAUUCAAGGGACACGCACAAUAAUCGACAAUACAGACCUUGGCUAUGAAGUGCUUCCGAUCAACACUCAGUAUGAGGGAAUGAGAGACUGCAUAAAUACUAUAAAACGGGAAGAAGGAAUGCUAGGUUUUUAUAAGGGAUUUGGAGCUGUUAUAGUACAGUAUACCUUGCAUGUAGCACUUUUACAGCUUACCAAAGUCAUUUACUCCACACUGCUUCAAAAUGUUUCUUAGUCUCUUCAGGUGUGGAUUUAGCAUAGUGGACAUGAUUCACUUACUAACCUAAUUAUUGUUUAAAAUGGCUUAGAAAAUUAAGCUUGGAGAAUCCACUCCGUGAAUUCUCCUUACAGUGUAAAUGAACUUUAAAAAUGGGGAUAUUAGUUUCCUAAGUGUAAUUAAAAAGUACUGUAUACAUUUAUAAGUAUAGACACAAAAUGGAUAUAUAAUAUGUAGUCACACAGAAGGGGAUUGAAUUUCAAAUGUGGUUGGACUGAGGAUUACUUUUUCUCUUACCAGGUAACUGACUUAAGGAACGGGUAUGAAUUCUUAACUGCUUUACAAACAUCACAUUUGAUAUUUCAUUUGGGCUGUUAGUUCAAAG
This is a messenger RNA of Chaetura pelagica (chimney swift), 1513 nucleotides long. RefSeq names its product solute carrier family 25, member 46 (gene SLC25A46). Gene Ontology annotation, biological process: mitochondrial membrane fission; mitochondrial fission; axon development. The transcript is spliced from 8 exons. The record is from RefSeq and is a predicted model, not a curated record. Gene Ontology annotation, cellular component: mitochondrial outer membrane. NCBI's taxonomy places the organism in Eukaryota, Metazoa, Chordata, Aves, Apodiformes, Apodidae. Bases 1 to 1146 code for a protein of 381 amino acids.